AUGUGCAGCCGCAACGCCGCCCCCACACCUACUCUUACCCCUGCCCAGUCUUUAUCCCAGCAAAGCCCCUCCCUCUUAAGUUUUGGGGACUCCAAGCCAGGGGCCAUCCGGACGGUGGGAGGCGGGGGCCAGGCUGCCGGCUGGAAAAAGCCCCCAGCAGCCGUGGACCCACCGGAUUCCCCUUCUCUAGGCUCCUCGCAGCCCGGGCCCGCCCCUGGGCGUAGCCAGCAGAGGGCGCUGCGGCCCAGGCCCCGCACCAGCCUGGCUCCCGCGGCACCCCGAGUAGGGGUCUCCCCUUCGGCUCGUCCCAGCCCCUGCGCGCAGGAGACCCGCUGGCCGUGGGGGGAGGGUGCGCGAUCCAAGGCCCCGACCCAAUGGAGGAGGGGCGAGGGUGCCUGUGUUCCCAGAAAAGACACUGAGGCCGGGUUGGGGGUCCGCCUGGUUGAGGGCCCGGGCGCCCGAGAACCUCGAGAGGCUGGGAGGAGCGCGGGUGCCGCGGGCCCCGGACUCCUGGGUCCCGCGCAGGGGAGGGAGUGGGGCUGUGGAGCUGCCGGACUGGCGGCUUAUGCGCCCUUGCAUUGGCUGCGCUGCUCGUCCGUCAGCGCAGCGUGGCCCAAUGCGCACGUCUCGGGGGCGGGCACUGGUGCUGAUGCUGCCGUCAGUCGGUGUUGCAGGGAUGCGGCGGCGGGAGCAGCCGCCCUGACUCGCGGAGCAUCCUCCUCGGAGAGGCACCGCGGCGGGGCAGGCGGGCGGGGACGCGGCGGGGAGUGAGAGAAGCGCGAGGCGGCAGACACCGCUAACGCCGGCUCUGCCACCCGCCGGAGACGGGGCGGCCCUGUGGCUCUGCUACCCACCCUGCAGCCCCUGACGCCCCGAGAACCAGGCAUCCUUCCCCGCGCGUUCGUCGGAGCCCGCGGCGGGGGAGGGGCGCUGCCGCCGCCGCCCGAGGGAAGCCGGCGCCUGGGCCUCUGCGCGCCUCGCCCCGCAGCCGGGCUCAUGGCACUGUGAGCCGGCGAGGUAGCCCCGCUGGUCGCGGGGAACGCCCGGCCCCCUCCCGCCCCAUGCGCCCGCGGCUCUGAAGCCUGAGCGGGGGCCGGGGGCCG
Messenger RNA from Sapajus apella (tufted capuchin), 1103 nucleotides. Its product is annotated as translation initiation factor IF-2-like. The record is from RefSeq and is a predicted model, not a curated record. The transcript is spliced from 3 exons. Bases 1 to 771 code for a protein of 256 amino acids. Lineage: Eukaryota; Metazoa; Chordata; Mammalia; Primates; Cebidae.